This is a messenger RNA of Closterium sp. Yama58-4, 1872 nucleotides long. Lineage: Eukaryota; Viridiplantae; Streptophyta; Zygnematophyceae; Desmidiales; Closteriaceae. The record is from the annotation of a GenBank genome assembly.
AUGUCGCGUGAUCCCACAGACCUCCUCCCAGGCCUCCCGGACGACGUCGCGUCGCUCUGCCUCGCGCGCCUCCCCUUCUUCUCCCACCUCCCCGCUUCCGCCGUCUGCCGCAGCUGGCGCGCCUUCUUCUCCUCCCCGCUCCCCUGGUCCUUGCGCGCGGCGCACGCGAUCCGCCAUGGCGAUCUUUUACUCCUUUGCACGGGCCUCUGGACCAGCAGCGCCGGGGAACCCGCGCUGGUCUUCCACGUGUGGGAUCCGCAGCUCGACGCGUGGAUGCGCCUGCCGCCGCUUUUCGCGGGCCGCGCGUACGCGCCGCAUGCCUUCGAGGGCUUCUGCUGCACGGCCGUCGGCGCGUCGGCCGCAGCAGCGCCGAUUGCGGCGGGGAUGGAGGGUCUGGCGGCGGGAGCAUCAGUAGCAGCGGUAGGCGCACCAGGAGCGCCAAUUGCGGCGGUGCCAGCAGCUAAAUCAGCACUAAGAGCGUCGGCGCGCGGAGCGCCUGAGGGUGCGCGAUCCGCGCCGCAACCGGCGCGACCGUCCUUGUUCGUGCUCGGCGGGGAGUACCGCUUCUCCCCGCGCUUGGGCGGCAGGUCUUCUCUAGCGGAGCGCAUGCCGCACGUGUGGUGCUUGGACCUGGGCUCGGGUCGCUGGAAGCAGCUCGCGGACAUGUCGCGCUGCCGCGUUAAUCUCAACGCCGCCGUCGUCCUCCCCGCGCCAGCCGCCGCCGCCUCCUCAUCCCUUGUUGCCAGCAGUCGUAGCGCCAGUGGAGGCGGUUGUCGGCUUCUGGCGUUAGGCGGCUCGUCGGAUCCCGUGGGCAGCUACGCAACGACGCCACGUGGCGAUGGUCGGUUGGAGGAGCUGGGGGGGAGCGAGGAUAGGUGGUUGAGCGGCGGAGACGCGGAGCUGGAUGGAGAGGGGCGCAGAUGGGUGGGCGAGGCGCUGAGUCUGGAUAAUCUCCUCUCUUGCGACGUGUCAGGAAACGCUGUAGAAACGACAGGUGGCGCUGCUUCCGGGGAUUGCGCCGGGAUUUCCGCCGGGAUUGGCGCUGAUGCUGCUGCCAUGGCUUGUGGCAGUUUCUUAGGGGGGUUUCACCAGGCUGGUGAUCGUGGGGAGUGGAACGGCUAUGGUUUACACACUGCUGCCGCCGCGACUGCACCCGAUGGCGGUAGAAGCAGCGGCGGCGGCGGCGGCGGCGACAGUAGCAGCAGUAGCGGCAGUAGCGGCAGUAGCACCCGCAGCACGGCCGGAAACGCCCCGGCCGCGCCCGUGCACGCCACGUGGCGGCGAUUCGCGCGAAUGCCGGCGGGCUUCGACCCGUUGUCGCGCGUGUCCGCGACGGCCGUUCUCGGCGGGCGCCUGUUCGUCUUCUCGCGCUCGUUGCAGGACGACGCGGGGCGGAUCGAACGGCUAGAUCUGUACGAUCUCGCGACGGACGAAUGGAUACCUGUAGGGUUUAUCCGAGGGCCCUCGGAGGGGUGGUGCCGCGGCGCUGUAGCAGCGGUGGAAGGCGUGGGGUUGCUGUGCGUGAGCGCGGAGAGGCGCAGGCUGGGACUGGGGGAGGUAGAUGUGGCCUGGCUGGACGUUGACGCGCGGGAGUGGGUGGUGGUGGCGCAGGUGCCUGUCGCCCGGGAAUUGGGGUGGGCGGGAGCAGUGUCCGCGUGCCACGUGGCAGCUGCUGGGCGGAGGGUGUUUGUGGUGACGGAAGGGGCGCUAGUGCAGCGCGUGGGGUUCUGUAUGAAAAAGGUUAAGCCGGUGAAUGGGAUGCAUGUGCUGAGAAUCACAUGGGGUGGAGGAGCUUGGAGGAGUGGUGGGGUGGAGGUUAGUAACUUGGAACUGGCGUCUGCUGUGGUGGGCUGUGCGGCCCUGCACAUCUAG